This is a messenger RNA of Petromyzon marinus (sea lamprey), 1523 nucleotides long. RefSeq names its product mitochondrial import receptor subunit TOM20 homolog. Gene Ontology annotation, molecular function: transmembrane protein transporter activity. The record is from RefSeq and is a predicted model, not a curated record. Gene Ontology annotation, biological process: tRNA import into mitochondrion; intracellular protein transport; protein import into mitochondrial matrix. Gene Ontology annotation, cellular component: mitochondrial outer membrane translocase complex. Lineage: Eukaryota; Metazoa; Chordata; Hyperoartia; Petromyzontiformes; Petromyzontidae.
GACCGGCAAACGAAUCGAUCCCUUCUUCCCACCUCUCGCCUCUCCGCUGUUUGUGGCCAUGAUUGCGUCUCGCACCGGGGCCAUCACGGCCGGCAUCUGCGGCGCCGUCUUCAUCGGAUACUGCGUCUACUUCGACAGAAAGCGACGCAGCGACCCCGACUUCAAGAAGAAGCUGCGAGAGAGGCGACGAAAGCAGAAGCAAGCCACUUCCAGCGCACAGAUAAUUCUGCCGGACAUUAAGGAUACUGAGGCCGUGCAGAAGUUCUUCCUUCAGGAAAUCCAGCUUGGCGAGGAGAUGCUGUCACAAGGUGAGUUUGAACAGGGGGUUGAGCACCUGACCAAUGCAGUGGCAGUGUGCGGCCAGCCCCAGCAGCUGCUGCAGGUGCUGCAGCAGACACUGCCGCCACCGGUCUUCCAGAUGCUGCUGCAGAAGCUGCCCACCAUUGGACAGAGGAUCGUUUCACGCUCCACGCUGCAGGAGGUGGAAGAAGAGGACGUGGAGUGAUUGUUUUAGGUUCAAAUUUUCACCAUCUAGCUACUCCCUUAUAACUCCAGUUUAUACCAAACUGUAUUUCUGGACAGUGCUACACUUUUUCUUUGCUUUUGUAUUGCAUUCAUUAAUGCGCAUGAACCUAACCUUUUCAAAGCCUUUAUAUAAUUGUCAUUGUUACAAAUGUGCAAACUUUCAGAUGAAACUUUGACUCCAGUUUCCUUUGGUGGUGGUUUAAGUAAAUAAAAUGUUUUAUUUACAAGACAAUUUGUGUUACAUUAUUUUAUUAAGCCACAGCUCAACAUGUUUACAAUACAGAAUAUUGGUUAUGCAUGCAAAAAUGCUUUCUUUAAUCCUUUCAUCAAUGAGGCAAGGUAACAUAGCUCCCCCAUAUUAACUCCUGUAUUACAAAUACAGUCCGAAGUGCAUCAACAGCCUUUACACAGUAGGGAUGUCUAAUGUACAUUUUCUUAAAAAACAACAGGAUCUUGCUUUUUAAAGCCAACAUGGAUGAAAAGCACAUGCUCUGGGUUUAUGGCAGCAUUUAAGCCCAAUGCUUGGAUCGGCACAAAUCCUGUUUCCAAAAAUCUCUUUAAAAAAUAAGAAACACAGUUAUUUGGGCAACGUGAUCCUCCAGACUCGUUAAGCACAUUGCAGACGUGUCUGUGCGAAGACAGUGCUGCACACAGUAGCUUGGCCCCUUUAUGUCGCGGGAUUGCGAAGUGGCCCCUUGGCGCUCGGCUCACAUCUUGGGCUGGACGAUGAGGCCUGCGCGAGCAGCCAGGGCCUCGUUCUGCUGGAUGUGGUACUCCUGGAAUCGCUGCGAGAUUCUCUGCGUCAUCUUCAAAUAUUUCUGCAUGCAGGUCUCGGUGCAGUUGUUCUGGACAUGUGAGAAAGUGACCAGCAAGAAGGCAUGAAAUGGUGCAUUCAUUCGUGUUGAAAUAUGAAUCUAAAGAUACAUUUUUAUUUAUUUAAGCAAAACACAUUGUGCAAUGUAGUCUAAUGGAGUGAAUAAAACGACACCAGAGAAAAA